Molecule: messenger RNA, 1254 nt
Organism: Stegodyphus dumicola
Lineage: Eukaryota; Metazoa; Arthropoda; Arachnida; Araneae; Eresidae
Product: zinc finger BED domain-containing protein 5-like
Source: RefSeq, a predicted model, not a curated record
AUGUCUGCAGACAUCGAAAGUGUGGUUUUGGAAAAGAUCCGUAUCAGUGAGAAAUUUGCAUUGCAACUUGACGAGUCUACUGAUAUCAGUGGACAUGCUCAACUCUUAGCUAAUGUGCAUUUUGUUGAUGCUGAUGCAAUUAGAGAAAACUUCUUUUUUUGCAAGGUAUUGCCAGAAAAAACAACAGGAGAAGAAAUUUUUUGGGUCACAUCAGAAUACCUUGAACAAGGAGGACUUAAGUGGGAAAACUGCACAAGUGUAUGCACCGAUGGAGCUGCAGCCAUGGUCGGGUGCACCAAAGGCUUUGUAAGCAGAGUGAAGGAAAGAAAUCCAGAUGUGAUUAUUACGCAUUGUUUUUUACACCGCGAGGCCCUCGUAGCCAAGACUUUACCAUCAGCCUUAGUUCAUGUGUUGGAUGAUGUUGUGCGCAUGGUAAACAUUGUAAAGUCACGACCCAUGAAAAGUCGCAUAUUUGCAGCUUUGUGUGAGGAGAUGGGAGCAAAGCAUAAAACCUUGCUGUUUCAUACGGAGGUCUGGUGGUUGUCGCGUGGCAAGGUCUUGGUUCGUGUGUAUGAGCUGCGGGAGGAACUUAAAGUGUUUCUGACAAAUGAGGGGUCAGAUUACGCAAAGCAGCUUGCAAGUGAUGAGUGGUGUGCAAGGCUGGCAUACCUGGCAGAUAUAUUUCAUCAUCUGAAUGAAUUGAAAACCCGAAUGCAAGGCCGAAAUGAAAACCUGCUUACAAGUACAGAUAAAAUAAAUGGAUUCCGUUCAAAGGUGCAACUCUGGCAUCAACACGUGGAAAGUGGCAAUCUUGAAAUGUUCACACUCACCAUACAAUGGCAAGGUGUUUACACUGCUGCACUAUUCUCCACUGAAUGCCUUGACUGGGUUAGAGACCCUUAUAGCUCAGCAUCAGUUGUUGGAAAGGAAAUGACUUUACAGGAGCAGGAGGAACUAAUUGAACUGAGACAAAAUCGUGGUUGCAAGCUAAGAUUUUCUGAUCUACCUUUGGACAGUUUUUGGUUAGAUACUGCCAAGGAGUUCCCCCUUCUGGCAAACAAAGCUAUUUUGACAUUGCUCCCUUUUUCCACUACAUGUCUGUGUGAGAUUAGCUUUUCAAGCAUGAUUGCUAUGAAAACCAAAUACAGAGAGAGACUGAGAACUGUUGACGAAGAGCUACGUGUGUGUCUUUCUUCGAUUCCAGCCAGAAUAUCAGCUUUGUGUUCAGCCAAACAGGCCCAGGUUUCGCACUGA